UUUUCUGUUAACAGUUAUUAUCUCACCCUCAAAAAUCUCAACUUUAAUAUAUAAAACUCAAUCAUUUCUCCUCCUCCUUCAACCCAAUUCACAAUAAAAAAUAACCCAACUCAAAUCAUACACUGAAAAAAGAAAAAAAAAAUCUCCAUUUCAGUUAUGAAGAGGCAAAAAACCAUGGAAUUUUGCAGCACCAGUAAUUUCUUUGAUCUAUUAUCAGAAGAGAUAAUUUUCACAAUCCUAGACUUUUUUGAACCAAACCCACUCGAUAGAAAAUCAUUCUCUUUAGUCUGCAAAUUAUUCUAUACCACAGAAGCAAAACACCGCAAAAAUCUGAAACCCUUACGUCAAGAACACCUGCCAAAUAUUCUUAACAGAUACCCAUAUAUAGCCCACCUCGAUCUUUCAUUGUGUCCACGAGUAAACGAUAAAUCUUUGAAUAUAGUCUCGAGAAUCUGCAAGGAUUCUUUGAAAUCCAUCGAUCUUUCGCGGUCGAGGUUGUUUUCGUAUAAUGGGCUGAUGAGUUUGGCGUUGAAUUGUAGUAAUUUGGUGGAUAUUGACUUGUCGAACGCGACGGAGCUGCGGGAUGUGGCGGUUUCUGCGGUGGCGGAGGCCAAGAAUCUUGAGAGGCUGUGGUUGGGGAGGUGUAAGUUGAUUAGUGAUAUGGGAGUUGGGUGUAUUGCUGUUGGUUGUAAGAAGUUGAGGUUGAUUAGCUUGAAGUGGUGUUUAGGGGUUACUGAUUUAGGAGUUGGUUUGAUUGCUGUUAAGUGUAAGGAGAUUCGAAGUUUGGAUCUUUCUUAUUUGCCGAUUACGAAUAAGUGCUUAUCUUCGAUUUUGAAACUAGAAAACCUUGAAGAUUUGGUUAUGGAAGGAUGCUUUGGUAUUGAUGAUGAUAGCCUUACAGCCCUCAAGCACGGCUGCAAGUCGUUGAAGAAACUCGAUAUGUCAAGUUGUCAAAACAUUAGUCAUGUUGGUUUAUCUUCCCUCAUCGGUGGUGCUGGACGUUUAGAGCAACUGACCUUAGCAUAUGGCUCUCCUGUCACUCUGGCACUCGCUAAUGGUCUGAAACAGCUUUCACUUUUGAAAUCUGUCAGACUAGAUGGUUGCAUGGUGACAUCUGCUGGACUGAAGGCCCUGGGAAAUUGGUGCAUUUCUCUGGAGGAGCUGAGCUUAAGUAAGUGUGUGGGAGUGACCGAUGAUGGCCUCUCCUGUCUCAUAACAAAACACAGAGAGAUGAGGAAGCUAGACAUCACGUGUUGUCGCAAGAUAACCGAUGUUUCUAUUUCCCACAUUGCAAGUUCAUGCACAAAUCUCACUUCUCUCAGAAUGGAGUCGUGUUCCUUGGUUUCUCGAGAAGCAUUUGUCUUGAUUGGACAGCGGUGCCAGUUUCUCGAGGAGCUUGAUUUAACAGAUAAUGAGAUUGACGAUGAAGGUCUAAUAUCAAUUUCUAGAUGCUCCAAACUCACAAGCUUGAAAUUGGGAAUUUGCCUAAAUAUAAGUGACAAGGGACUUGCUCAUAUCGGCAAGCAGUGCACGCGACUUGCUGAGCUUGACCUGUACAGGUCUGCUGGAGUUACAGAUUUAGGCAUUUUAGCAAUUGCUUCCGGUUGCUUUGACCUUGAGAUGAUAAUUAUGUCAUAUUGCACCGACAUAACAGAUAACUCUUUGAUAUGUCUCUCAAAAUGUAAGAGGCUAAACACUUUUGAAAUUCGAGGAUGUCCUUUGAUCUCGUCACUGGGUCUGGCAGCCAUUGCUGUUGGCUGUAAGCAAAUUGCUAAGUUAGACAUAAAGAAGUGUCACAAUAUCGAUGAUGCUGGGAUGCUUCCACUCGCUCACUUUUCUCAAAAUCUCCGACAGAUUAAUUUAUCAUAUAGCUCGAUUACGGAUGUGGGGAUCUUGUCCCUCGCCAGCAUCAGCUGUUUGCAAAACAUGACAGUCUUGCACUUGAAAGGCUUGACUCCUAAUGGACUGACAGCUGCCUUGUUGGCGUGCGGAGGACUAACGAAAGUAAAGCUCCAUGCAUAUUUUAAAUCGUUGCUUCCCCAGCCUCUUUUCGAACAUUUGGAAAGACGGGGUUGCCUGUUGGAUUGGAAAGAUAAACAAAUUCAGGCUGAAUUGGAUCCUAAGUGCUGGAAGUUACAGUUGGAAGAUAUGAUUCUAUAAAUAAGAUAGAAGUUUCUAUUUUGUCAAGAAGAAUAAUAUCAGCAAUAUGUAUAAAUUCCAUCGCUUCAAAGACUCCAUCGUCCAUAUAGGACAUUGGAAUUUUGAGGUUCAUGUGCUGUCAGAUUGUGUGAUUACGAACCACCGGAGUUUGAAUGGAGUGGUAAGGGCUCUUUCUUACUUAACCGGUUUUGGAUCAAACUUUCGAUAUAAAUUAUCUUAAUAAUCUUCCGGGAGAGCUUUGUCGUUUUAACUAGUUCUACACGGCUCUUAUUUGAAUUAAUCAAAGCAGUGACUCCGGACAUUGUACGGUAUCCGUAACAAAAAAAUGGUGUACUUAAGCAAGCUAUGAAUUAAUAUAUCCUUAUGUUCUUUCGGAAA
Molecule: messenger RNA, 2538 nt
Organism: Mercurialis annua (annual mercury)
Lineage: Eukaryota; Viridiplantae; Streptophyta; Magnoliopsida; Malpighiales; Euphorbiaceae
Product: F-box/LRR-repeat protein 3
Exons: 8
Coding region: 157-2160 (667 amino acids)
Biological process (GO): SCF-dependent proteasomal ubiquitin-dependent protein catabolic process
Cellular component (GO): SCF ubiquitin ligase complex
Molecular function (GO): protein binding
Source: RefSeq, a predicted model, not a curated record